CACCACAUAGAAAAUAAUGUUGGACUAGUAGAGUAAAUAACCCUUAGUCAGGGACUUGUUCUUCCCUCAUUCCUUCCAUCACAAAACUUCCCACCUCUUCCUCUUCUUCCCCAUGGCCACUUGAUGCUUCACAGUCCUUCUGCCCUUCCGAACCCUUGACCUUUGAGUACUUGUCCAUAAAAAAGCUGGCAUUUUUGGUUCAAGUGCUAAGAUCACGUUGUUUUGGGGGCAGACAUGGUUUGCUUCUGAUCUUCGAGGGCUGAAGGUGAGAAGGAAAUUUCUCUGAAAUAUUUGCUGGAACAUUGCAACGUAGUUUAUUUCCUUAGAGAUGGAAUGCAACAAGGAAGAUGCAAUGAAAGCCAUGGAUCUGGCAGAGAAAAAGAUGGAAAAAAAGGAUUUCCAAGGUGCAAAGAAGAUGGCGGUUAAGGCUCAGCAGUUGUAUCCUGACCUUCUUAACAUUUCUCAGAUGAUCUUGGUUUGUGAAGUGCAUUGUGCUUCUCAGAGUAAGCGCUAUGGGAAUGAAAUUGAUUGGUAUGGUGUACUCCAAAUUGAGCCAACAGCUGAUGACGCUGUAAUCAAGAAGCAAUACCGUAAGCUGGCUCUCUCGCUUCAUCCUGACAAGAACAAGUUUGCAGGUGCCACAGAUGCUUUCAAAAUGAUUGGUGAAGCUCAGAAGGUGCUACUGGAUGGACAAAAGCGAUUGCUUUAUGACAGCAAACGUAAAGCUGCAGGAAGAUUUCAAGCUUCGCAUCAUCAUGGUGGCAGACAGACAAAUGCCAGAGGACAUCCCUGGUUUCAGAGUGCAAAUGUGGGCAGUGCUGCAUUUCAGGCUGUGAAUCCACAGGCCCAGCAACCACAACAGCAGACGCAACCAGGAGGUGUAAAUGGUAACCUCUCCACAUUCUGGACUGUCUGCCCAUUUUGCUCUGUUAAGUAUCAGUAUUAUCGCAAUGUGAUCCAAAGAAAUUUACGCUGUCAAAACUGCCAGAAAGACUUCACCGCUUACGAAUUGAACCCGCCUAGUGAGAAGCCUCCUACCAGUUCAUAUCAGCCUGUAUUUCCCGAAUUUACUGGUGCAGUGAAGAAGGGCAACUCUUCCAAACCUGUACGUGAGAAAAAGAUGAGUACUAAGACCAAGGAUACAAAUUCAUCAGUUAAAAGGUCCAUGCCCGAGGCUGUUGAAGAAAGUACUAGAGGCAGGGGUCCUAAAAGGAGCAAUAGGAAGAGGAAGAAGUCAAAAGAAUCUAGUGAAAGUAGCAGCACUGAUUCCAGCUCUGAUUCUGAUGAGGACCUGGACAUCAACGAACAUGGUAAUUUUGGAGUUAGCAGUGAUCAAAACCUCCGACGAUCUGCUCGUUCUAAGCAGCGGGUUUCUUAUGAUGAAAUUCCCAGUGACGAUGAUGCCUCCAAAAGGUCCAAAAAUGAUGAAUCUUUUUCUGCUGGAGUCGACGAGGGUAUGCAGAAUACUGGUAACAAGGGAGCUGGAGUUACAUCUGGCUCAGAGAAGAAAAAGAAUGAGACGGCGCGUGAGAAAGUGUCUUCUCCUGAUGAGAUUUCCAGAAAUGGAGAUAAAAGAUCUAAGAAGACAUCUGAGGACAUGGUUGUGUCUGAGAGUGAAGAGGAAAUUUCUGAGGUAAAAGAUUUUGAGUAUCCUGACCCAGAUUUUAGCGACUUUGAGAAAGGUAGAAAAGAGGAUUGUUUUGCCGUCGGACAACUCUGGGCUGUUUAUGAUACCUUGGGUGCUAUGCCUAGGUUCUAUGCUAUAAUCAGAAAAGUCAUAUCCCGUUCUUUUAAACUACGAAUCACAUGGUUUGAGCCACAACCUGAUGACAAGGAGCAGAAAUUGUGGGUCGGUGAAGGGUUGCCAGCAUCCUGUGGAAAGUUUAUUCUUGGAGAUUCUGAAGAAACUGAUCAGCUUGCGAUGUUCUCCCAUCUGGUCUUGGAAAAGAUCAACAUAAGUAGAACCUAUGAGAUGUUUCCAAAAAGAGGGGAAACAUGGGCUCUAUUUAAGGGAUGGAAUGUAAAUUGGCAUUCUGACCCAGAGAAAAAGAAUCCUGAUUAUGGGUAUGAGUUUGAGUUUGUCGAAGUUUUAUCAGAGUAUGAUAAGGAAAGUGGUUUGACUGUUGCAUACUUGGGAAAGUUGAAAGGGUUUGCAUGUCUGUUUUGUCGGAUAACGAAGGACGGUAUUGGCUCCUUCCUGAUUCCGGCAAAGGACUUAUACAGGUUCUCACACAAGGUUCCUUCUUUUCAGAUGACUGGGGAAGAACGAGUAGAUGUUCCCCAAGGUUCUUUUGAGCUCGACCCUGCUGCCUUGCCUCGCAACAUUGAAGAAAUUGAUGUUCUCACCGCUUUUUCUAUGGAUCCAGGGCAGACGAAUGCUAAUGGUGCUGAGAAAUGUACGGAUAACUCCAGCAACCAUGCACCUUCAGUACAAUCUGAAAGACGAACCAUGAGACCGACAACUUCGGAAGAACCUUCCUCAGGCAGAAAUGUUCAUGUGGCUGAUGUACAACAAAAGAAAGACUCUGAAGGGUCCUCAUCAUUAGGGAAAGCAACACAAAGGGACUUUCCUAAUGCUUGUGGUAAUGGCUCCGAGAGUUUUAUGAAGGAAACCAUGGACGCAACAACCCCGCUUUCUGAAGCUUAUGAAAUUCCCAAACCAGAAUUUUACAACUUUGAUACUGAGAAGUCAAUGGAAAAGUUCCAAGUUGGCCAGGUAUGGGCAGUGUAUGGUGAUGAAGAUGCCUUACCGAAGUCCUACGGUAUAAUUACGAAGAUUGACUCUUCUCCAAACUUUGCUUUAUAUUUGACCUGGCUUAUGAGCAUUCCAUCAGCGAAACAUGUAACUCGUUGGAUUGACAAACAAAUGCCUGUUUGUUGCGGGGACUUCGUGGCUAAAAAUGGAAAUCCAACAAUGUUUGCUGACCUAGAACAGUUCUCUCAUCAGCUUCGAGUUCGCAAAAAUUCUGCGAAGCAAGUUUAUGGCAUAUACCCGGAGAAAGGCGAUGUUUGGGCAUUAUACAAGAAUUGGCAUGCUGGCAUGACUUGUUCAGACUUGGACAACUGUGAGUAUGAACUCGUUGAAAUCCUGGACAAGAAUGAUGCGGAAAUAACUGUUUUAGCGCUAGAGCUAGUUAAUGGUUACAAGACAGUAUUCAAGCCCGAGGGGCAGUCAACUGGGAGGAGGAGGAUACCAUUUGCUGAGCUUUUCAGAUUCUCUCACCAAAUUCCUGCGUUUCGCCUUACCAACGAGAAGAAUGGCAGCCUGAAGGGUUUCUGGGAGCUUGAUACUGCUGCAGUUCCAGUUCACUUUUUUAGACCAAACUGAUGAUAACGAAGGACGAUCAACGACGGGUUUUUGUAUUGCCCUAAGUUUCUUCUUGUAUUUAUGUAGCUUUCUUUUGUAGAUGGGCUGGUUUUAACGGUAGAUGGGUUAUUCAAGUCGCCAAAUAUACAUGAACAGGAUGUCAGUAUGGUAGUCAGGAGAUUGUACUUGUGUUCUGGAGUUUAAUCAUUAGAAUCUGCCUAUCCAGAAUCCUGGAUACUUUUGAGACUAUAUUGCCUGGUUUUGUGGUUGCAUUUUUUUGUUUUUUUUCUCUUUUGCAUUAGAUUUUGUUUCUCAGUUGGCAUUUGGCACGGUAGUAACAUUUGCCUCUUUGGAUAAGACACCUCUCCUGUCUCAGCUAGCAAUCGAGAGAUCAUGUUGUUGAUGAAUA
This is a messenger RNA of Oldenlandia corymbosa var. corymbosa, 3716 nucleotides long. The record is from the annotation of a GenBank genome assembly. NCBI's taxonomy places the organism in Eukaryota, Viridiplantae, Streptophyta, Magnoliopsida, Gentianales, Rubiaceae.